AUGACUCUGGCAACCCUCCGCAUUAGGGCUCUCCCGCGACCACCAUGCAAAACCCAAUUCAGAGCGCACCUUUCCACAACCCCCCACCGCCACAAUGACACCCUCAACAAAGUCUCCUCCAAAAUCACCCAGCCCAAAUCCCAAGGCGCCUCCCAAGCAAUGCUUUACGCAACCAGCCUCUCAGAAUCAGACAUGAAUAAACCCCAAGUCGGUAUAUCAUCUGUAUGGUUUGAGGGAAACCCCUGCAACAAACACCUCCUCGAUUUGUCUGGAAAAGUUCGCGACUCUGUCGCGCGCGCGGGCCUGGUUCCCAUGCGUUUUAACUCGGUCGGUGUGUCGGAUGGGAUUAGCAUGGGGACGUCUGGAAUGCGGUACAGUCUGCAGAGUCGGGAGAUUAUCGCCGAUGGGAUUGAAACAGUGAUGAAUGCGCAGUGGUACGAUGCGAAUAUCUCGCUGCCGGGGUGUGAUAAGAAUAUGCCCGGUGUGGUGAUGGCGAUGGGACGGGUGAAUCGGCCUAGUAUUAUGGUUUAUGGGGGGAGUAUUAAACCUGGGUGCAGUUCGAAGGGGAAGCAGUUGGAUCUGGUGAGCGCGUUUCAGUCAUACGGGCAGUAUAUCACCGGGGAGAUCGAUGAGGAGGAGCGGUUCGAUAUCAUCCGCAAUGCGUGUCCCGGGGCUGGUGCUUGUGGGGGUAUGUAUACGGCGAAUACGCUCGCGACGGCGAUUGAGACGAUGGGUUUGACUGUGCCAGGGAGCAGUAGUUGUCCCGCUGAGGAUGGGAGGAAACAAGCUGAGUGUGAAAAUAUCGGAGAGACGGUCAAGAAUCUUCUGAAAGAAGAUAUCCGUCCCCGCGACAUCCUAACCCGUCAAGCAUUCGAGAACGCAAUGAUCGUCGUGAACAUCCUGGGCGGCAGCACAAACGCUGUCCUGCACCUAAUCGCCAUGGCCGAUGCCGUGGGCAUAAAACUAACAAUCGACGACUUCCAAGCCGUAUCCGACAAAACACCCUUCCUAGCAGAUCUCAAGCCCUCCGGCAAACACGUCAUGCACGACCUAUACAAGAUCGGCGGCACACCCGCCCUCCUCAAAUUCCUCCUCAAGGAGAACGUAAUCGACGGCUCUGGAAUAACAGUUACCGGCAAAACAAUGAAACAAAACGUCUCCUCAUGGCCGGACUUCCCACAAAACCAACCCAUCAUCCGCCCCCUAACCAACCCCAUCAAACCAACCGGCCAUCUCCAGAUCCUGCGUGGCUCCCUCGCCCCUGGCGGCUCCGUGGGCAAAAUCACCGGCAAAGAAGGCCUCCGCUUCGAAGGCACGGCCAAAUGCUACGACUACGAAGACGCAUUUAUCGAAGCGCUCAAACGCGGGGAUAUUAAAAAGGGUCAGAAGACAGUCGUCAUUAUCCGCUAUGAGGGUCCGAAGGGUGGGCCUGGGAUGCCGGAGAUGCUCAAGCCCAGCGCGGCGAUUAUGGGCGCGGGCUUGGGGAAUGAUGUUGCGUUGAUUACUGAUGGGCGGUUCUCGGGUGGGAGUCAUGGGUUUUUGAUUGGGCAUGUUGUUCCUGAGGCGAUAGAGGGAGGACCGAUUGGGUUGGCGAGGGAUGGGGAUUGGAUUGUUAUUGAUACGGAGGAGAGGGUUGUUGAUUUGGUGGUUGGGAUGGAGGAGAUGGAGCAGAGAAAGAAGGAGUGGAGAGCGCCCGAGGGGAGGGCUAGGAAGGGGACGUUGAGGAAGUAUGCGAUGUUGGUCAGUGAUGCUAGUCAUGGGUGUGUGACUGAUGGGCCAAUUUAG
This is a messenger RNA of Aspergillus chevalieri, 1785 nucleotides long. RefSeq names its product dihydroxy-acid dehydratase. Lineage: Eukaryota; Fungi; Ascomycota; Eurotiomycetes; Eurotiales; Aspergillaceae. The record is from RefSeq and is a predicted model, not a curated record. Gene Ontology annotation, biological process: branched-chain amino acid biosynthetic process. Gene Ontology annotation, molecular function: dihydroxy-acid dehydratase activity. Gene Ontology annotation, cellular component: mitochondrion. The transcript is spliced from 2 exons. Bases 1 to 1785 code for a protein of 594 amino acids.